CUUGUGUGUUCACGUGUAUAGGUUCGUCCCAUUCACAUGAUUCCUCAGGUCAACAUCACCAACAUCAACAUGGUGGUGGACAAGCAAAGCGAAGUGCCAACAUGCAAGGUGUAUUUCUGCAUGUGCUAGCCGAUACACUGGGCAGCGUGGGAGUGAUUGUGUCCUCGAUACUGGUGGAGAAGUUUGAAUGGUACAUAGCCGAUCCGAUCUCAUCACUGCUGAUCUCGGUGCUCAUCGUGUUGUCUGUGCUGCCAUUGCUCAAGAGCUCGGCAUUGACACUCUUGCAGGGCACGGAAGAUGAUAUCCAGGAUCUACUCGCGCAUGCUAUUGACGAGGUGAAGGCUGUUGACGGUGUGGUGGGAUACCGUGAAGCACAUGGCUGGCAGCACAGUGGUAACCAAGUCUGCUGCACCAUCCAUGUCCAGGUCAUCGACAACGCCAACGAGCCGGCGCUCGUGCAUCAGAUUUCUAGCAUUCUGAAGCACCGCGGCUUCACCGAGACGGCCGUACAGAUCGAGAAGGAGGCGUUCUUCCGCCUGGCGCCGCCGCACAUCACGCGCAGCUUCUGCAUGCCGAACGGCGCGCAGGGCAUAUCACCACAGGCAUACGUGACAUAUGGGCCGUCAGGCAAUGCGGAGGCUCAACCGCUCACGCCUGAAGAUGCGCCGGAGUCCUUUGGCGUUGUCGUCAAUGUGUAGAAGCUGUGUUAGCAACUAGAGACACUCGCCAUUUCUCUACGUGCCACUGUGCUUUUCACCACCGUGCUGUCAGCGCACUUGUUUGAUACAUGCCCUCUGCAGCCAACCCAGGGCUUGACCAUAAUAUGACCCAGAGCUAACCUUGCUGUGAUGUGUCAUGCAGUGUUCCCAACAGCGCGUACUACUGUUUGCAUUGCACCCUGGCUCCUGGGUUCUCUGAUUCGCCCUGGCUCCUGGGUACUCUGCUUCACCCUGGCUCCUGGGUACUCUGCUUCGCCCUGGCUCCUUGGUACUCUGCUUCGCCCUGGCUUCUGAGUGCUCUGCUUCGCCCUGGCUCCUGGGUACUCUGCUUCACCCUGGCUCCCGGGUACUCUGUUUCACCCUGGCUCCUGGGUACUCUACUGCACCCUGGCUCCUGGGUACUCAGCUGUAGUACAUCGCAAACCGAUCUACUGGUGUUGUCAUGCGCUUUUGAGCAGACAUUGCGUGUCGAUUACCUGCCUCUGUUGCUGCUGCUGGCUAUGAUGGUGACAGGAAGUUGAGCGGAUGAUGCGUUGGAGAAUAACACGGAUGUCCCAAAGCAUCUUCUUCUUGUGCGACAUUGACUGUGUUCACGUUGCUAGUCAUGGAUGUUUGUGUCCACUGUCCGUCUCUCCACCAGGAAUGCUGCGUCACUGUGGUUCAAUUAGCCGGAUGCAUGGUGUUAUGCCCGCGCACGACGUGUCGAGAUGCGUUGUGACCAUGUGUGCGGAGUGCUCUUGUGACCGUGUGUGCGGAGUGCUCAUGUGGCUGUGCAUGUACUCUGCUGCACUGAUCCGGACUAUCACCAGAGCAGCAGCAGCUGCUUUUAAGCAACCACAGUAACGCUUCAUAUGCUGCCACUAUCACACAUUGUUGAGCUGUCGGCCAUGCCACAGCCUGCAGUGACCAGCCAGGAUAGCGAGUAGUAUAGCCUGUCUCAUUGUGCUGACUGGUCACUGUGUAUAGCCUGUCUCACUGUGCUGGCUGGUCACUGUGUAUAGCCUGUCUCACUGUGCUGGCUGGUCACUGUGUAUAGCCUGUCUCACUGUGCUGGCUGGUCACUGUGUAUAGCCUGUCUCACUGUGCUGGCUGGUCACUGUGUAUAGCCUGUCUCACUGUGCUGGCUGGUCACUGUGUCAUGUUAGUAGCCAUUCCCAUAUUCUGAUUACACUUAUUUCUCCACUGAUUGGAGUUGUGUACCAGUGUUGUACAUAUACACAGAUGGAUCAUGCUGAAUGACCCUCCCCCUCUCUUGGAAGCCUUGAUCCUGUACAUUAGAGCGAGCGUAUUCUGCGGAGCUCCGAGCUCCGUUAGAGUACCGCUUUGCUCAUGCCUUUCCGAGAGGUUUGUCUGUACACUUGGUAUGUUCAUGUUAUUCGUCUCACGUGUGCCAUUAUCCGCCACCGACGUAUCCGCUCUGCUGUAAAGAGGACGAGGGCAUGUGUACAUGCGCCGUCCGGGGCUCAGGGGCACCGGUUCCUUUGUAUAUUGUUGCUGCUGCUGCCACCGCUAACACCAUGUUUCAAAUAUACUCGUAGAAUCAUGGACAACUCUACAUAGACCUAUUGCACAUAUGCGUAUAUUUUAAAACUUUAGUUUUUCAUCUUCUGCUUUGUUUGUUCUGUAUAUAAUUGGUGUGAUGGGUAGUGAUGCAUGCUUGAUCAAGAUGCGUUUUUCUUUCUUUUUGCGCCAGUUUCUUUGUUUGCCGGUCUUUUUCCACAGAGCUGACGUAUUUUUUUUACAAUGGUAUGCUUGGAUCAUGCCGUCA
Sycon ciliatum is the source of this 2487-nucleotide messenger RNA. Its product is annotated as proton-coupled zinc antiporter SLC30A5-like. Lineage: Eukaryota; Metazoa; Porifera; Calcarea; Leucosolenida; Sycettidae. Gene Ontology annotation, cellular component: membrane; cytoplasmic vesicle; Golgi apparatus. Gene Ontology annotation, molecular function: zinc ion transmembrane transporter activity. Gene Ontology annotation, biological process: zinc ion import into Golgi lumen; intracellular zinc ion homeostasis. The coding region runs from base 102 to 698 and encodes 198 amino acids. The transcript is spliced from 5 exons. The record is from RefSeq and is a predicted model, not a curated record.